Messenger RNA from Dovyalis caffra, 1026 nucleotides. Lineage: Eukaryota; Viridiplantae; Streptophyta; Magnoliopsida; Malpighiales; Salicaceae. The record is from the annotation of a GenBank genome assembly.
AUGAAUGGAUAUUCUUUUGCUCUCCAUGGUAUGAGAGGCUGCCUUGAGCCGAAAUAUAAUGUGAAGGUAUCUGCUAUCAACUUGAGUCCUGAACAUGGCUCAAAUUGGUCUCACAACUAUCAUAUCAAAUUGGCAGAACCUAGUUUUUGCAUUUGUAGAGAGUCAUGGCAGGCUAUGACUUUCGAAAAUGUUGUGCUUGAGCUGUUCUUAGGUUCUUUAGAUACUCUUGAAAAGGCUCUCUGGACAACCAAUAGUACCAUGAGGCUGGUUCAAGCUGUUGCUCCUCACAUGGCAUCUAGGAAGAAGGGGAAAAUCGUAAAUGUUGGAAGUGUUACUGUUAUGGCUCCUGUUCCGUGGGCUGGGGUCUAUACUGCGACCAAAGCAGCUCUUCAUUCACUAACUGAUACCUUGAGGCUGGAACUCAGGCCUUUAGGGAUUGAUGUGAUCAAUGUUGUUCCUGGAGCUAUUAAAUCAAACCUUGGAAAUUCUGCCAUAGCCAGCUACAACCAGAUGCCUGAGUGGAAGUUAUACAAGCCAUUUGAAGAAGCAAUACGGGAGAGAGCAUAUCUUUCACAAGGACUUAAGGCCACUCCGACAGAAGAGUUUGCAAAAAAACCGUUGCGGCGUUUAAUGGAAUCUUGUGGCCGACAAGUGGUUUUAAUCACUGGUUGCUCCCAAGGAGGUAUAGGUCAUGCUUUGGCACGUGAAUUUUCUGCUAACAACUGCCUUGUUGUGGCCACAGCUAGGUCUUUGUCUUCCAUGGCAGACCUUGAUCAAGAUCACAGAUUUUACCUCCAAGAAUUGGAUGUUUUGUCAGAUGAGAGUGUGCAGCAUGUUGUGUCCAAUGUUGUUGAAAUAUAUGGUAGAGUUGAUAUUUUGGUUAACAAUGCUGGGAUUCUCUGUGUUGGCCCUCUUGCUGAGAUCCCUUUCUCUGCUAUGCAAAACACUUUCGACACCAAUGACUUCAUUAGCAGACAGGCUGUACAACUUGCUUGCUUUUUCUUUGGGGUUUUGGCUAGUGCUUGA